This is a messenger RNA of Pelodiscus sinensis (Chinese soft-shelled turtle), 2964 nucleotides long. Lineage: Eukaryota; Metazoa; Chordata; Testudines; Trionychidae. The record is from RefSeq and is a predicted model, not a curated record.
CUUAUGGACUAAAAGAUCCCUCACUACUGCAAUGGAGAAGUCAUGGUUGCUUUGGACCUUUGUUGAAAGGUGGCUACUGGCUUUGGUUUCAUGGUCUUGGGGCCUCUGCCGUAUUUCUCUUUUACCUUUGAUAGUAACUUUUCAUUUGUAUGGUGGCAUUACAUUACUUAUAUUAAUAUUUGUAUCAAUAGCAGGUAUACUAUAUAAAUUCCAGGAUGUAUUGCUUUACUUCCCAGAACAACCCUCUUCUUCACGCCUUUAUGUUCCUAUGCCUACCGGUAUACCACAUGAAAACAUCUUCAUCAAAACCAAAGAUGGAGUUCUUCUCAAUCUUAUUCUGCUGAGAUACACAGGGGAUAAUGCAGCAUAUUCUCCUACUAUCAUUUAUUUUCAUGGGAAUGCAGGCAACAUUGGUCACAGAUUACCAAAUGCUUUGCUGAUGUUGGUAAACCUGAAAGUAAACUUGCUGCUGGUUGAUUAUAGAGGUUAUGGAAAAAGCGAAGGAGAAGCAAGUGAAGAAGGACUAUACUUAGAUUCUGAGGCCGUGCUAGACUAUGUGAUGACUAGGUCUGACCUUGAUAAAACAAAAAUCUUUCUCUUUGGCCGUUCCUUGGGGGGAGCAGUGGCUAUUCAUUUAGCUUCUGAAAAUUCCCAUAGGAUUUCUGCCAUAAUAGUAGAAAACACGUUUCUUAGCAUCCCACAUAUGGCCAGCACUUUGUUUUCUUUCUUCCCAAUGAGAUAUCUUCCUUUGUGGUGCUACAAAAAUCAAUACUUGUCCUACAGAAAAAUCUCUCAGUGCAGAAUGCCUUCUCUCUUCAUCUCUGGGCUGUCUGACCAGUUAAUUCCACCAGUUAUGAUGAAGCAGCUUUAUGAAUUAUCCCCAUCUCGGACAAAGAGAUUGGCAAUAUUUCCAGAUGGAACUCAUAAUGACACUUGGCAGUGUCAAGGUUAUUUCACUGCACUUGAACAGUUCAUCAAAGAAGUAAUAAAGAGUCACUCCCCUGAAGAAAUGGCAAAAACAUCAUCUAAUGUAACAAUAAUAUAAUUGAUACUCUUUUUCUGAUAAAAUUGCACUGUAACUUGAUUUGUGAAAAUGGUAAAAGAAUGUCAAUUUUUAAAUGUAUAUUAUGUCUGUACUUGCCUAAAGAGUGAAAUUAAACUCGGAAAGGUCUAAUACUUUAUGAUAAUGAUCCAGAUAGUUUUUAUAUUUUCAACAUUGUAAAUGAGUGAGCAGUUCUAUGUGUCUUUCCCAUACUCUUUUGGGAUAUGUUUAUUAUUCCACUUGUUCAAAAUAUAAUGAAGGUCAUUAAAAACUUUUUGUUACUACAUUAUUAUAAAUUAUCUUAGUUUAAGAAGGCAGAAAGCUCUUCAGUUUUCUCUGCUGUAUGUAUCAGCUGUUUGGGCAAUCAUGGUUAGCAAAAUAUAUUUGUAACAAUAUUUCUCUUCUAGGAUUUAGUUUAAGUAUACCAUGCAUGAUAGUGUUUUAUUCCUUGAAUGUUUGUGUUACACAAGAUAUGCUAAGUAAUGUAAAUAGCAUCAAUGCCAGUGUACACCUGUGGAUGUAUGACCCUGGAUUAUUUUUAUGGUUAUAUUAUAUUACAAAUUGAAAGUUAAGAGGAAAAGCCAAUUUUCUAUAUUAAUUUCAUUAUUUAUUCUGUAGUAGUGCUCACAAAUUUGAGCCUCCGUUACUAAACACCGAGAAAAGUUUUUUACUUUGUACAGCUAAGAAGAAAACUAACUUAUGAAGAGAGUGGGGGGAAAAAAACAGGCGUUAUCAAAAUAUAAAGGUUUCAAAAGGAUUAUUGUUUGUCUUCAGCUCAUCAUCAUAGCCAUUAUUAGCUGUCUUGCUUUUUGGCAUCAAAAUAGAAUCAUCAGUUCAGGUUAGGUGUCCCAUGUCUGUGGGUCAGGAUAGCAGAAAGAGCAGUGCUAUUUGUGGAAGAGGUGGCAAGUGGAAUGCUACAGAUUAAACUUAACAUUUUUUUUAAAUUGGAUUGAAUUAAAUGCCUGUACUCCCUCCACAUACACCUCUAAAACAAAUAGUCAGUUUAAACGUAAUUAAAUGUUUGAUUUGUGCAGUUUCUGUGAUAGGGAUAAGAAACCCACAUAAUCAUUCAUACUCAGCAAAUUUAGGAUUGGUUAAACUCUGGAGAAUAUAGAUAAUUUCAUUUUAACGUUAUUGUAUUUUGUUUACAGAAUUGUUAUUUAAAUUUUAUUUAGCAUGCAGAUUGUAAGCACCAUCAACAAAAUUUAAUUUUUUUCCCAGUCACAUUACAAGUUAAUGGUGACCACUUAUUCAACAUAACUGACAAAUAAAGCUAAUAGAAUCAUAGAAGGUUAGGGUUGGAAGUGACCUCAGGAGGUCAUCUAGUCCAGCCCCCUGCUCAAAGCAGGACCAACCCCCAACCAAAUCAUAAGAGCCUAAUUAUGACUGUCCUUCUAGAAUGAGAAUCAUUGCUUGAACAGCUAUACCAAAGCUGUGUGGAAUCAACUCAGUUAACAUGUACAAAUAUAUAAUAUUCCUUAUUUAGGUUUAAUUACUCAUUUGCUGAAGAUUAAUAUGCAGUUUGCCUGAUCAAUCAUUUUUUGACCAGACUAUGGAUAUCUGUGGGGGGAAAAAGGCUUUGAAUACUAAAAUAUGUACUAUUGCUGUUUCAGAUUGAAUUCUCUUAUACCUUUCUGCUAUAACUGUUAAGCCCUCAUUCCGGAGAGUACUUCAGCACAUGCUUUAGUCCAUUCCUGUUUAGCCGUGGCACUUACGCGUAUGUUCAGGCUGUGUUAGUUUCUGUGAACAAGGCUGCAUUCCUGAACUGGUGCCUUAAUGACUACUUUAUUAUAUAGAAGUACAGGUAUUAAAUAUGGCUAUGUAGUUAUCAGUAAAUUAAAUAUCGAUUUGAGUGUGAAGUAUCUCAACUGGAGAAAAUAGUUUUCAACAAUGGUUACUCUUUUCUUAAUAAAGGCAUAUCC